AUGGUCGAAGAAGUCCUGGACGCGUUCAUCGACGCGUUCGUCUCGCCGAGCGUCGCGCUGAUGCUCGGGUCGAGGUCGAAGGCGCUGGAGGAGAUGGCGUUCGUCUGCGGCGGGGCGACGUUUAGAUACGGCGCGCUGUUGGCGCGAAUCAUCGACGCGUGUCUGACGCUGGCGCUGAUUUACGCGACGAUGCGCGCGGUGGCGAAGAUCUCGAUCGCGGGCGCGCCGGCGUGGACGCCGAGCGCGCGGUGCGGGCUCUGUAAAUCUUGGGUGUCGGCGGACGCGCGGGUGUGCCCGGCGUGUCGCCGAGCGAUUUCGGACGACGACGACGACGACGACGAUUCGUGA
This is a messenger RNA of Ostreococcus lucimarinus CCE9901, 348 nucleotides long. RefSeq lists its product with no specific name. Bases 1 to 348 code for a protein of 115 amino acids. The transcript has a single exon. The record is from RefSeq and is a predicted model, not a curated record. NCBI's taxonomy places the organism in Eukaryota, Viridiplantae, Chlorophyta, Mamiellophyceae, Mamiellales, Bathycoccaceae.